ACGUGACUUGCCGACUGCAAGAUAUGAAGUCGUCUUUGUGGAUAGCAUACGCUUUGAACAAGAUGAACCUUUUGAACCGCACAUUGCAUUUAGAAAAAAAUAACGUGGCAUUCCUUAAAAAGAAGUUUUUCUGUAGUGGCGACUACUCAAAAUACAAUUACAAGACUAGUACUAAUGCGACGACAGUGUCGACAAUCACCACAGUCCCAGUUGUGUCAAUUGUAAGAAAAUUCAUCAAUAGUUCAUUGAUUAAAUUUCCAGGAUGUGGGUAUAGAAAUAAUUACAAUCUUUUAAUUUGUGUGUGUGCAGUGUAAGUGUUACAGUUUACGCCUUAAAAUAUUAACAUCAUUUCUAAUCUUGUUUCAGUGUGCCUCUUAGUCACAGUCUUAUUCUUCUAUAUAUUUUUAUGACCUUGGCUAGGCGUAGAAACUAGGAAGUGUAUACACGUUAUCUCCUGCACUAUCUGCAGGGUUGCCAGAUUAAAAUUUCGAUUUUAAGCCAGACGGUAUUUGAAAAGAGCCAGAAAAAAGCCAAAUAAAUUUGAAAAUAUAUUGCAUACUCACAUUACAAAAAAAGCUCUAAAUCAAAUUCAUUACUCUCAUCCUCACUGGAAGUUCUGUAACUAGCGAAUCCUAUGCCAUAAACCUUGUCGGAUGUCAAGGCUUUUAGCACUUUUUCAGAUGGAGAGGAGUCUUUAUUCUGUUUCUGCCUUCGUUUUUACUGUGGUGACAAGAGAGAAUAUCCUCUCAACUACUGCAUUACUAACUGGGGUAAUCAAACAAGUAAGAGCAUAAGAAGCGAGCUCUUUAAAUGCCUGAUGUUGCAGCACGCCAAUCCAAAACUUUUCACUGUCUGUUGGAGCUCCAUCUUUCUUAAAUGCAGCUUCUUCUUUCCAAUCAAUAACAAUUAUUUUUUCUGUAUUGUUCUUCAAUAAUACUGAUGUUGUUUUCAGCAAGGUGUAUAAAAGGUAAUCUUGAUUUACAGCUUCUUCUAACAUAGAUAUAGAUCGUUCUUUGACAUUUUUUUUUUCCAACUGAGCAGGAACUUAUUACAUUCUGUUAAGAAUUUAAUACCAAAAUCAAUCUCACAAAUUUGUAUUUUCUGCCCAUUAAGAUCAUAUAGUCUGCUCUGAAGACUUUUCUAGUGUAAGAAUAAUUCUUGAUACAAUUCAUGAGGAUCAGGUUUGGUUUGAUGAAAAAGACUGUCUAGUCUUUCAAAUUCCUGCACAACAGGUGUUGCAAACACAAAGAACAAAUAAUUUGUGUAGUCUAACACCAUUUCCUUUAACAAUCUUGCGUUGUAUUUUGUGUCAAAUUUUUAUUGAGCUAAUUCAGCACUAGUGAAAUAAACCUCCAGUUCUUCCCAAUUCAUCAAAAUGUUAAACAUAACCUUCCCACGCACAAACCAUCGAGUAGAUGAAGGUUUUUCAAAGGGAAUUGGAGCAGUUCGGGUUGACUCAAAUUCCAUAGGUGUGUUCAUAACUCUAAACAAUUCUUUGUAUGCUUCCCGUCUUAAAUCACUAUGGCGAAACCAUUGAGGUAUUUAUUUCUGAGAGCGAAAAUCCAAUAUUUGAUGGUAGCUUGGCUGCCGAAUAAUAAAUGCAAAGUGCAAGCGAAUGAAAAGUAUAUUUGAGCUGUACACAGUAAGGCGAUACAUCUUUCAGUCUAGACCAGACAGAGUUCUUGCACCCCACCAUAUUUGAUGCACCAACCGAUGCAAACCCAAUGCAAUUUGUAAGACUCUGACCACAUCUUUUGAUUUCUUCGUCAACCAAAUUAAAUAUGUUUCCUCCCGUAGCCUCUUGCACGGGAAUUAAACCAAGAUAUCCAGUGACAAUUUCCCUUUUAAUACCACUUAAAAAACGAACUACAAUGCACAAGUGUUUUUGUGUGGAAACGUCAGUAGAUUCAUCUAUAAUGAGGGCAUAUUUUUUAUUCCGAAAGCCAUCAAUGAGAUCAGAUUUCGGCGCAGGCGAUAUGACAGUUUUAAUUAGGCAUGAACACUUAGAUCUGCGCAAUUUUAUGUGCCCCAACGUGGCAACUGGCAAGUAGCAACUGCCAAGUAGCAACUGCCAACUAUCUUUGUAGUGUUGCCAUUUUAGAGUAAAAGUAUUUUAAGAGAGAUUUGUAAAUAAUUUUCGAGCAACUAAGUAGAAGAAGCCAAAGAAACGCCAAGCAAGCCAAAUGAAUUAUCGUAAGCCAACCAAGUCGGAAAAACGACAGAUUUCUCGAAUCUGGUGUCAAAAAGCCUAAUUUGCAACCCUGACUAUCUGUCCGGCGACCAAGUUACAUGACCGCCGGAAGAAUACUUAAUCUAGAUAUUCGUCCGGCGACCAAGUCACAUGACCGCCGUAACAAAGUGGCGCGAGAGAUUUGUUCAUCCCUUGUCACGUGACCGCGAAUGAUUAAAAACUAUGGUUAGUUUUAAAAUCAAAUUUUUAAAUUUCUGUACCAAGUAGUUUACUAAGUUAUCUUGCAAACAAAUAAUAGAAAAAAAUACUUGGGUAUAUUAGCAAAACAAAGUGGGGGUUAAGCAAUAAUGCAUUCUAGAAGGAGGCAAUGCUGAGAGGGAGCAAGAAUUACGCUAAUGAAAAAUAAGAAUGCUAAAAAAAUAAUAGUAAUGGUGAUAAAUAAUUACGUUUAAUGCGGGGAAGCCGAAAGUUCACAAAGAAAUAGACCCUACAUCUUAAUAUAGGGCCGAUAUAGUGGUAACUACAACUUUAUUGACAUAGGCGGUCUACUGGUAGGCCUAUUAUUUUAUUUGGUUUAUGUUUUAAAUUCAGGCUUCAAGCUAGAGCUCUACAAGAUGUUUAAGCAAGAUAGGGGACUUUUUUCUUUGAAGAGUCGGAAUCAACUAGACUAGAAAUAGUAGCAGUAAUAGUACUACUAGUUAGUUUAUAGACCGACGAGUUUAAUAUUCAAAGUCAAACACUUUAUGUGUCUCAGAGCAUUUGAAUAUGCGAUAGCACCAAAAUUAUGGAACAGUUUGCCUCAAUCUUUUUUGGGGAAUUGAAAAUGAUAAAAAAUCAUUUAUGAAACAUUUAAAAACAUUUAAAGACUGUGACUAAGAGGCACACUGAAACAAGAUUAGAAAUGAUGUUAACAUUUUAAGGAAAACUUAUACUUGUAACACUUACACUGCACACACACACAAAACAGAGCGCAGUGAGCAUGCGAAAGUGGCAUGGAUACCAGCGCGAUAUAAAUAUCAAAUCAAUCAAUCAGUUUAUUUAUUAUCUAGGGAUCAGCUAAUAUAUGUACACAUUAUUGGAAUAUAUAUGCAAUGCAACUAAUUUGCCGGCGACCACUUGUUACAUGAUAUGUCUACCCCCGAAAAAAUAUCUUCCGCUAGUCGUCCGGCGGGGCGGUCACGUGCCCGCCGGAAGAAUUUCUCCCACUUUUCGUCCGGCGGUCAUGUGACAUGCCCGCCGGAGGUAUAUCUCCAGCACUAUUUGUCCGGCGCGCCGGACAUGUAGACACUUCCUAGAAACUAAUAAAUAAAUGUUAAUAUUAUAUACUGAUUACACAUGUGACAAUGUUAGUUUUAUAGGCUAAAUGAGAUCAAUGCACACUAUUUAAACAUUAACAUGGAGAAGAAAAAAAACUCUUAUUAUAAUUAAUUAUUAAUUCUAAUUUUUCUAAAAAGAAAUUGUAUUGAAAUUUCUUAGUUUUACAGUUAACAAAUUUAUAGCAAAUUCUAUACAAUUCAAUUUCAAUAAUAUUUUUUUUGCAUAUUAUAUUUAUAUUUUGAUAAAUAUUUUGUCUAUUGUAAUUGAAGAUACACUAUUUUUUUAAAAGUAAUGCUAUUUUACUUGUAUUUUUUUCAGGUAUACUUUAAAAAGUUAUUUAGUUAAUUUAUAUUUAUUUUGUAAAGUUAAUAUAGGUUUAUUCAAUUGUGUAUCUACUCCAUCAAAUUAAAGUAUUGAAAUUAAUGUAUAGGACUACUACUAAUUUGAAAAAAUGAAGAUUUAUUCCAGACAUGUUCGGCUGCAUACUUCUCCGCAAAAGCAAACAGCUAAUCCUUUAAAAUGGAGUUAUGUUCAUGGCGCCUCAUCUGUUCCUUUAUUGGGAAUCACAGUUGGAAAGCAACUUCAGAAGACUGCAGAAACAAAUCCUAACAGGUCUGCAGUGAUAUUUGCCAAUGAGAAACAGCAACUUACAUUUACAGAAUUGUUAGCAAAAGUAAGUAAGUUAUACAAAUUUCUUUUAAAAAAUGUUUCUUUUAAAAUUAGCCAAAUUUGCUUUUAUGGGUGGCCCCUAGUUUUAAAGUGAUAAGUGUAAAGCCCCUGGCUUUGUCUAUUUGUCUGUAAUGAGAAAGGAGCUGCAAAGAGAAAACAAUUCUACAAUUGCAUUUAAAAUGUUUGUUCUCAUUCUUUAUAUCUUUUUUAUUGGGUUUACCUAUGCUACUAAUAACUCAAUUAGGAGAUAGCGUCAGUGGGUCAUCGAGCGUGUGCUCUUAAUACCCCCUCCGGCACAACCCCACACGAGACGACGCCGGGUCUCCCCUUCGCCACACCGUGCGGAGGAGCGCCCGAGACCUCCCCCUCGAGCUUAGGGGCUUGUCUGGUCGACCGUUCACACCCCUUUCAGAGUGUGGACAGUCCACUCUCCUUGGUGGACAGGACGGCUUUGCUUCCUCUCCCGGGGUCGUGUUGCGUUACUUUCCUCCACCGUACAGGGAGUUGUUCGAACCGUCCUGGGAGUGGUUUGGUCGGGACAUAAGCUGGGACGAAACGGUCGCCUAGGAGCGACUUUCUCAGGGCCGCGUGUUUUUAAUCCUUGGCAAGGGUUUUGCUUCCACCCAGGCCUCAUAUCCAUUAUCGGCGACACGUAAUCAUGUUAGCGCGCAACUUCCGUUGUGUUGGAAGUCAUGCGUUUGGCUGGGAUCUUUUGGCUUCGGGAGAGCUUUCCUACUAGUCUUCACGCCGCGUAGAGGCAAGAUCCGUGUGACACCUCCGAAUUUCUUCGGUGGUGUGGGUCGCCGACCUACAGGCGUUUGGUCGGGUCAUUCCGUGAAGCCUAUGCUACUAAUAAGAAAUUGUAUUCAAAUAUUCAUAUAGGUUUAAAACUUUUUAAUAAGUAAAAAUAAAAUAUUUAUGUAGAGAAUAAUCUUGAAUACUUUGUAUUACAGACACAAUGUUUUUAAUUUUUAAAAAAUUAUUUAAAUCUGUUUGUAUUUAAAAAAAAAAUAAGGCUGACAUGUUUGCAGCUGGUUUAAGAACCUUUGGCUUUAAACAUGGAGACAGAGUUGGUAUUUGGGGACCUAACUCAUUAGAGUGGGUGCUGACUCAGUAUGGAACAGCAAGAGGAGGAAUAGUCUUGGUGAGCCCUAAAUUUUUAGACUUAUUUCAGUUUUAUAACUUGUAUUAUGUUAUUUUGAUUUUAUUUCCAAUUAAAAACUACAAAUUUAACAGACAUUAUUUUUCUACGGCUUUUCUUAAAGAUUUGUAAACAAAGUCUAUGCAUUUGUAAUAUACUUUCCUGUAUCAUUGUUUAAAGGAAGGCUAAGAUAUAUCUUCUUAUCUAUAAAAUUUAAUAUUAAUUAUUUCAGGUGAACAUAAAUCCAUCUUACAGAAAAAAUGAAUUGAAAUAUGCUCUGAAUAAGGUAAUGAUUUUGUUGCUUACCGGUAUUGGAAUUUUCAUAAGGGAUCAGUGGCAAAUCUAGGGGAUGGCAAAGGAGGAGACAUUUUUUUACAAGCAAAGUUGCUGACAUUUACGCUGAGCUUGAUGGUCUUGACAUAGUGCCCCUAGAUUUGCCUAAUUUUUCUUGUAUUAGUUCACAUUUCAAUGUUUUAAACUGGUUUUAGAACAAGAGGUCAAAAGUAUUAUUCUGAAAUCUAAACCUACAUCAUGUUCUUUGGACCCCAUCCCCACCCCUUGUUGGUUGAGACGUUAGAACAUUUGCUCCUAACAAUAACCCACAUAGUCAAUGAGAGCUUGUCUUCUGGCACUUUUCCCCCUAUUUGUAAGUCAGCUGUCAUCAACCCAUUGCUUAAGAAGCCUGGUCUGGAUGAAAAUAAUUUAAAAAAAAAAUUAUAGAGGAGUAUCUAACUUAUCAUUUUUUUUUUCUGAAGUCAUUGAAAAACUAGUUCUUAAACAACUUUUUGAUUUCCUACUUAAAUGACCACUCAGUUCUCAGUCCUAAUCAGUCGGCCUUUAGACCUUUCCAUAGAGACAACUCUCUUGAGAGUCACAAAUGACCUCUUGCUGGCAAUGGACAGUGGUAAUGGCUCCAUCUUGAUCCUUUUAGAUCUCAGUACGGCCUUUGACACUGUUGACCAUAAAACCCUCUACAGAACGCUUGAAAAUUACUUUGGAAUUUCUGGUUCAGUUUUGACUUCGUUUAGUUCCUACCUCUCUGAUAGAACGCAGGUCGAUGUCUGUCUCUCCGGCAGUGCUGACUUGGUGUACUGAGUGCCACAGGGGUCCGCUUUUGGCCCGGUUCUAUUUGCAGUGUAUAACAGGACACUGCUUCUCUUGCUCGGGAGGCAUGCUAUUGAGAGCCAGUCAUUGGCAGAUGGCACGCAGCUGUACAAGCAAACCCAUCCCUCUCUUGUUGAUUCUGCUGUCCAGACUUUGCGGAAGAGCAUUGGUGAUGUCAAGACAUGGAUGACACUCAGCAAGUUGAAGCUUAACGAUGAAAAAACGGAAGCACUCCUUAUUCACAAUCACAAAUCAUCCUCUAACUCAGCUCUCCCCACCUCAUUUCAAGUAGGUAACUCCAACAUACAGUUUACAUCCUCCACUAGGAAUCUUGGUUAUAUUCUGUCUAACAACAUGUCUCUCAAUAAUCAUAUCUCUCACAUUUGUCGCUCUGCAUACAUUGCUAUCAGAUCAGUUCCAUCGGCCAUUACCUCACAGUUAGCGAAACAAAAACCGUAGUCUAUACUCUUGUUCUUUCAUGUGUUGACUAUUACAAUUCUCCUCUGUCAGGUUCACCAAAACACUUCAUAGAAAAAUUACAAAAUGUUCAAAACUCAGCUGCUAGGCUUGUUCUAAAAGCAAAAAAAAAAAAGUUUUCAUGUCACACAACUACUUCAUUGGCUCCCUGUACAAGCACGGAUUGACUAACAAACUCUCUGUUCUUUUUUUAUUUUUUUCUCAAAUUCCUGCCCUUCCUAUCCCACCGAACUUCUCUCUGUCUAUUCGCCCCCUUCGACAGCUUCUCUCCUUCGCAGACACGAGUAUUCUUUCUGUUCCCAAGUCACGCACAAAAAUAUACGGUGAAAGAACUUUCUCUUUCUGUGCCCCCAAACAAUGGAAUUCUCGUCCACUACACAUCCGCAAUAUACCUACAACCCAGGCCUUCAAAACUGCACUCAAAACACAUCUCUUUAAACUCUACUACUCCUCUAACAAAUAAACAUUCUGCUGACUUGGUGUACGGAGUGCCACAGGGGUCCGCUUUUGGCCCGGUUCUGUUCGCAAUGUAUAACAGGACACUGGCUUGACAUGUAAAUAGUUCUGGGAAUGGGUGGAGUGAAUAAACAUUUGUUUUGUUUUUAUACACUCGUUUUUUAUUUCAUUAAUGAAUGUUAAUUUUUAAGUUCAUGAUUAUGUUUGUUAAAUUGUUUGUGCAGCGCGGUGAGCCCAGCCCUUGGCUGGGGUACAGCGCUAUAUAAAACCACUAAUAAUAAAAAUAAUAAAACAUUAGGUAGUUAUUUAUUGCGUUGUAUAAAUGAUGGGUGUCUGUUUAUUAGAGGGUAGCUUCUUUAGCAGUUGGACCCGUUCAGCACGUAGUCAAGGUUUCGGUACUCUGUGUUUGCUAAGGAAUGCUUUACUUUUUUUUUUAUUGGGUCAAAAAGUGUUGUUUAUUAGACAUACUAAUUUAAAAUUAUUUCAAAUUUGACAAGUUUCUUUAUUUUUAGAACAGUUUUCAUAUUAUAUAAUGGUUUCCAACAUGGAGAGCUUCUGACACAUACUUUAUAGCAUUCAUUUCUAUUUCUUUGUUGUUUCUGCUGUUGAAGGCGUCUAGUCGAAACGUUAAUUUUAUUGUCCAUUUUUUUAAAAAUAGUAAAUGAGUGGAUAAUCAACAUUUUAUUUUUGUUUAGUUACUUGACUAACUGAAUUUUUACUUUUUGUGUAAGUUUUAAUAUCUGUUGAGCAUCGAACAAAUUGCACAUAAUUUUUUAUCAUCCCCAUGUCUUAAAUUUUACACGUUUUCAAAAAGUUCCAAAUCAUAAAACGUUGUUAUUGAUCAUUGUAUUACUAUUUAAGUGGUUCUCCUCACAGAAUGAAAAUUUAUUACGGAAGAAGAUUGCCAAGCAUGGGCGCCCGCAGAAAAAUUUCUAGGGGGAGGGGGGGGGCAAAAAAAUCGAUUAACUUUCUAGGUGGGGCAAAAAAUCGAUUGACUUUCUAGGGGGGGGGGGGCAAAAAUUGUGUAGUAAUGUUUUAAUGUAGUUUUAAUUUACUGUAGCGUAUUUUUAUGGUGAACGAACGGACAUCAGCUUAGUUACUUUCUCUCUUUUUUCUCUUUACUUUAAUACAUUUUUGUCUAUUUUUGUCUAAAAAGAUUUAUCUAAUAAGGGGGGGGGAAGUGCCCCCCCUUGCCCCCCCCUGCGGGCGCCCAUGUUGCCAAGUGCUGUUCUUUAGGAUUUAAUCCUUAUUAUACCCCCUCUCCUUUUCAUCACUUAGCUCAUAUGGUGCUUACAUUUUUGUACCACAUUACUAAAUUACACUGGUGUCGAAAUUUGGUAACCCACAACUACAAUCUUUUUUUUCUAAUUUUUAUACUCAGGUUGGCUGUAAAGGUCUUGUGGCUGCCCCUAGUUACAAAAACAUUGACUACAUUUCUAUGUUGAGAGACCUGAUGCCAGAAAUGGAUAAUACCUUAGAAGGCUCACCUCUUAAUGCCAAGGAGUAAGUUGACUGUUAAAUCGAUACAUAAAGAAUACAUUACAUAAUUAAUUCUGAAUUAUGCAACUUGAAUUUGAAAGUAUAGUUUUGAAAACAUUACAAUAAAGUUCUACCAUAUUUUUUAACUAAGUUUUCAAUGAAUGAAGGACACAUUUCUAAAUUAUAAUUGUAUUUUUUUUUUAUCCAAUAGUAAACUGUAUUAUAUUAAAGUUAUUUUUUUUUAAACUUAACUUUAUGAUGAAAAAUAAAAUAUUAUUUUUUUAAUGUUGCAUUAGCUGAAAUAAAGUAAACAAUUUCCUGGACUUUACUUGAACAAUAAUCAAGGAUAUUUUUAUUAACUGCAGGGUGAGAUCACUUAGAAACAUUAUUAUAGGUCAUUACACUAAAAAAUUGUUUUUACGUGAAUGUCAUGGUUAACAUUUGGUAGUAGCCAAAUAGUUUGUUUGUUGUUGUUGUUUUUGUUUUUUUUGUUUUUUUUAAUACUCUGACGUAAAUAGUUACAAUGAUAUUUAAGCAUUCCUUGUAUGUUAAUAGUUACAAUGAUAUUUAAGCAUUCCUUGUAUGUAAAUAGUUACAAUGAUAUUUAAGCAUUCCUUGUAUGUAAAUAGUUACAAUGAUAUUUAAGCAUUCCUUGUAUGUAAAUAGUUACAAUGAUAUUUAAGCAUUCCUUGUAUGUAAAUAGUUACAAUGAUAUUUAAGCAUUCCUUGUAUGUAAAUAGUUACAAUGAUAUUUAAGCAUUCCUUGUAUGUAAAUAGUUACAAUGAUAUUUAAGCAUUCCUUGUAUGUAAAUAGUUACAAUGGUAUUUAAGCAUUCCUUGUAUGUAAAUAGUUACAAGUGUAUUCAAGCAUUCUUUGUUUCCUUUUUCUGUUCAGUUAAAUUUAAAAAAAAUAAAGGUUAUUCAGAUUGUGUGUUUAUUUCUGCACAUUUCUAAAUGCUGAGAUAUCAAUACGUUGUAUAUAUAUGAUGCUUUUAAUUUAUUGAUUUAUUUUUUUCUUUAGUAUCCCUGAUUUAAAAUAUGUUUUUUCAAUGGGGGCCACUAAAUACCCUGGUACUAUCCGCGUGGAUGACUUGCUGAGCAUGGCUAGCCUCUCAGAGAUACG
Messenger RNA from Lymnaea stagnalis (great pond snail), 9957 nucleotides. Lineage: Eukaryota; Metazoa; Mollusca; Gastropoda; Lymnaeidae. The record is from the annotation of a GenBank genome assembly.